AUGGUUCGAGAAACUCGCGCCUCGGCGCGUCACAACGACUCGAGCGACACCGGAAGCACAGUCACAGACAUCGGCAGGGCUCAAGAGACUCGCCGCUCUCACAAGAAGUCUCGCAAUGGAUGCGCAGAGUGCAAGCGUCGUCACAUUCGCUGCGACGAGCGCCAGCCCUCGUGCGCGAACUGCGAGGUUGCAGAACUAAGCAAGCAGAAGCGCAGACAGGCGCAACAAUCUCAAUCGCAAGGCGAGAGGGCACAGGGCACACGAGAAGGGAAUGGCCCAUCACCAUCACCAGGCUCGAGAGAAAGCAGCCGCGGCAUUGCAAACAACGACGCGAUUGCCAUGAUUGAGCGCGCACAGCUGCCCUCACAACCAGCUCUUCAUCAACAAAGCAACUACUCCGAAGUCACUCAUGCGCCAAACCAUCUGUCUCAUGGUCUGCCAUCGCGGCCUGCAGACGUGCCAGCCGCGGUCAAUCUCGACAUCAAUUCUCACCAGAGUGACCAGAAUCUGUCUCCAGCUUCGCCGGUGCAGCUGAGCAACACCCAGGCUCCUCCAUCUCUAGACUUCGCCUCAUCAAUAUUCGGCACACCAAACGCACCAUCUGAGGCCAUCUACACACCGCAACACAUGAUCCUGCUACACCAUGCAGCCUCAGUUCCUCACUUCACCGGCCCAGCCCGGAGCGCCGUCGACAUUGCCGUUCGCCGCGCCGUCGACUCACCCUACCUCCUCGACGAAGUUCUCGCCUUUACAGCCUUCCACAUGGUCCAGCUCUAUCCCGACUCGGCCGCCCAGCUCCGAGACCUCGCCACGGAGCUCCAAAACCGCGCUCUCGCAUCCUUUACCCGCCUCACGGAAACCGUGGCCAGAGAUGACAAAGCCACCGGCGUCCCUCGCUUCCUCUUCUCCGCCCUUCUGGGGAGGCAUGUCCUCGCCGACACCCUCGCUCACUAUCGAUCCGACUUCAAGUCCUUCAUCGACCGCCUCGUCGAGUGCUUCAACCUUAACCGCGGUGUCAACUCCGUCACCCCGCCGGCCCGGAAUUUCCUCCAAAACACCGAGCUCCAGCCCGUCCUCAACAUCGUCCUCGAGGCCGCGAAAAAGAUGAGCACGACGGGCGACGAAUGCGGGUCUCUGAAACGCCUCUUAAAUGACUCCGACCUCAGUGAGUCGAGCGCGAGAGCGUGUCACGAAGUGAUUGGUCUUCUGCAGUGGUGCUUUGAUAUUUGCCGCGUCCUUGACGAGGGAGACUAUGCCCAGGCCGCCUCGACGUUCUCCGUAAAGGUACCAGUCGGCUUCGUCGAUAUGCUGCGAAAGCAUCGUCCCGAGGCCCUCAUCAUUCUCGCCCAUUACGGCGUUUUGCUGCACCGCUGUCGCACUUUUUGGCCCUUUGCCGAUGCUGGCGUCUUCAUCAUCCGCGCCGUUGCUAGGCAUUUGGGUAAUUACUGGCAAGAGGCGCUCUCAUGGCCUCUUCUGGUGCUUGAAAUAGAGCCAUAA
This is a messenger RNA of Colletotrichum fioriniae, 1497 nucleotides long. The record is from RefSeq and is a predicted model, not a curated record. NCBI's taxonomy places the organism in Eukaryota, Fungi, Ascomycota, Sordariomycetes, Glomerellales, Glomerellaceae.